Triticum turgidum subsp. durum (durum wheat) is the source of this 1131-nucleotide messenger RNA. The record is from the annotation of a GenBank genome assembly. NCBI's taxonomy places the organism in Eukaryota, Viridiplantae, Streptophyta, Magnoliopsida, Poales, Poaceae.
AUGCCGCAGCUGCCGGACGAGCUCCUGGAGGAGAUCUUCCUCCGCCUCCCGCCGGACGAGCCCGCGGCGCUCGUGCGGGCCUCCCUCGCCAGCAAGCCCUGGCUCGCCCUCCUCACCGGCACCGCCUUCCGCGGCCGCUACCGCGAGUUCCACGGCGCUCCCCCGAUGCUGGGCUUCCUCUACUCGGGGUUCGACGUCUCCGGCCACGAGGGAGACCCCGCCCCACUCCUCGUCUCCACCUCCAAGUUCCGCGCGCGCAUUCCGGACUUCGCCAGUACGGACCAGGACUUUGAUUUGGUUGUGUGGGACUGCCGCCAUGGCCGGGUUCUCCUCGGGGAUGCGGAUUUGUCUUCUAGGCUGCUCGUGGUUUGGGACCCCAUGACGGGCUGCACUCGGCAGCUGGAUGGGCCGGACGAUAUCGGCAAGAUCGCGGUGCUCUGCGCGGUGAGCGGCUGCGACCACCGCUCGUGUCACGCCGGCCCGUUCAAGCUGGUCUGCGUCGCCGUGGACGAUAGUGUAGAUGGUGAGCAUGUUGCACGCGUAUGCGUGUCGUCGCCGGACAUGGGUGACUCUGAUGAGUGGAAGGAGCAGUGCCCUGGUCUUGAUGUUGCAGCGGAUGCAUUCAUCUAUGAUAUACCCGCUGUCCUCCUCCACGACGCACUCCACUUCAUACUUGGGUACUACGAUGAUAAUCGUGUGGGAAUUCUCAAGUACAGCUUGGCCUCUGAUUCUUUAUCAUUGAUUGAUGUGCCGUUUGCCGCUCGUGCCGAUAUCCUCAUGGCGAUGAAGGAUGGCAGUCUGGGGAUUGCACAUGUGGACAGCAGGUUAACCCUCUACGUGUGGUCCAGACAAAUAGAUUCCAACGGAGUUGCGUCAUGGACUCAUGGUAGAGUUGUGGAUCUCAAGAACAAUAUCCCUAUUAAAAAUCCCAAGAGAAUACCUAGUCUGAUCGGAUCUGUGGAGGGCAGUGAUAUCAUUUUCGUGAACACGGGUCAUUCCGUCUACGAGAUUGAUCUCAAGACACUAGAGUGGAAGGAGCGAAUGAAGGGGCGCAACUUCCAUUGUUUGAUUCCGUACAUGAGCUUCUACAAUCCUCCAGAAAGGAUGAUCCCUGGUGAUGCGUCACGUUGA